This is a messenger RNA of Ceutorhynchus assimilis (cabbage seed weevil), 858 nucleotides long. The record is from the annotation of a GenBank genome assembly. Lineage: Eukaryota; Metazoa; Arthropoda; Insecta; Coleoptera; Curculionidae.
AUGACAGGAAAUGGCAACAUGGUCAUAAAAUGUCCCACCAAACAAGAAGUAGAAGAACUUAAACGAGCAGCUGAAAAUGCGCUAGAAAAUAGAUACGAAAUAACUACAACCAAGAUGAUGAAACCAAAAGUAAAGAUUCCAGGAUAUGAAGGUAGCAAACCAAUGGAAGAUAUUGAAGAAUGUAUAAGAAAACAAAACAACUGGAUUUUGGAGAGUGAUGAACUUAGAAUAACAUAUGUAAAAAAAAAGCGGAACUCAGCAGCAACAAUUCUGGCAGAGUGUUCAGCAAGUCUUUUUCACAAAUUUAUGGAACAAUACACUGGCAGUUUCCGAAAAAGCACUUCGGACGGCAAUAAGCAAGAGAAAGGUGGCAUAGUUAGGUUCGAUAAACGUGUAGGGGCGUUGCAUUAUGCAAACUUGAAACAAAAAGACGAAUUUAUGAGAGCCUCAGCUCUGGCUCACAUACAAAAGUUCCCAAAAAUGGAGUCGCUCUUUUGUAGAAAAUGGACUUCAAAAGAAUAUUUACAUCCCGACUUAAACGUGAAGCAAAUGUUUAACUUGUACCAAGAAGAGAGCCUGGAGCAGCCAAAAUGCAGCUACCAUACUUACCCUAGAGUAUUUGAAUCACUGAAUCUGUCCUUCCACCAUUCCAGGAAGGACCAAUGCAGUCUUUGUUUGUCGGACAGGGAAGGUGAUGCAAAUCAAAAAUUAGAGCUUCAAGAUGCAUACACUGCAAAUGUCGCCGAGAAAAACACUGUGUGCAAAAAGAAGGAGGAUGCUAAGGAAAUGUCCAAAAACAACCCAGCUUCAAUAGCUGCUGCUGUUUUUGACAUGCAACAAGUUAUUCAGUUACCUUAA